CUGCGGGCCCGACUUAGAAUAAAAAGCCGAUUCAGCGCUGGCGGGGGGCGGCGGCGUUUGGGGGCUCGCUCGCUGGCGUUUUGUCGCCGUUCCUGCUCGCCUCGGCCGCCGGGGGAAGCGGCCUCUUUAAGAAGCCCCCGUGUAGGUAGCUGGAGCGGGCUGCCAAGUGCAGGAGAAGCUCAGCUUUACUGCCAAGCCCGCGCCUGAGUGUAACCUAACCGGCUGGAGGAUAUGCCGCCCCUGAUUGACAGCAGGACCAGCAUUAUGCAAAUGGCGCAGGGGAGCGCGGCGGCGGCCGGGGGCUCUGUCAGGGAGCUCUCUACACACGCCGCCCUCGCCUCUCGCUCCCUGUAACGCUCAGUGCGUUUCACAAAGCAAUUGUUGCUUUUUUUGGGGGGGGGACUCGUUAAACGUAAAAUCAUGUCGAGCGCGGUUUCAGUUUGAGAUACGUGUGAGAGAGCUAGGGAGAUGUGUCAGAGCUUGUUAGUCAAGCUAAAUUGGGUAAUUUUUAGCUGGGUAACGUGCUAAUCUUUAAACCUUUAUGUUUUUAAAUCCUGCGUAUGUCUGGUCUCUUCAUACAAAAGUGUGUUUUGCUUGUUUCUUCUCGUCUUCUUCAGUCUGAAGCCUUAUGUAGGUCAGGCUUGGCUUAAGCAGAUUUCCUGAACCUGCGUCAGCUUAAGCUGAAGGAAUUUUAAUAAACCCUCCCUUGUAGGCGUGGGCCUAAAUGAGACUAGCCUAGUUAAGCCUGAUCUUUUUCUGUUUGUGAAAAAGAGCUGAGCAGAGCUAGGGACUGCAUGGUGGCUUCAGAAACGGCUUCCUUAAUUCAAAGAUAACAAUGGUUGGGAAGGCCAGAUCUUCUAAUUUUACCUUAUCUGAAAAGCUUGAUUUGCUAAAACUCGUGAAGCCGUACGUUAAAAUUCUCGAGGAACAUACCAAUAAGCAUUCUGUAAUAGUGGAAAAAAACAAAUGCUGGGAUAUCAUAGCUGAUAACUACAAUGCCAUCGGAGUAGAUCGCCCUCCUCGUACUGCACAGGGCCUGCGCACGCUGUACAAGAGGCUCAAAGAAUAUGCCAAACAGGAGCUAUUGCAGCAAAAGGAGACUCACUCCGAUUGUAAAAGCAGCAUUUCCGAGCCAACCAAGAAAGUUGUGGAGAUGAUUCCACAGAUUUCCAAUGUGUGUUUAAGAGACAGGAGCGGUGUUCAAAGUGCUAGUAUCGAUAAAGAAACAAUUGCUGGUACAAGUUCACCACAGGCAAUGUUGGAUCACCAUCCUGCGACAGUCAUGAUGGACUUGCAAUCGGAAGAGGAUGUCAAACCUCCUCCUUCUUUGAUUAUAGACUCUCAGCAAAAUGAGAACUUAGAACAAGAGGAGGAACACCAGCUGGUGCAUAUUAUGGAAAGGUCUCCUUCAACAUCGGUAUCUUCAGUUGAUAUGAGAGUGAUGAUGUCUCCCUCUCCUGUACCCAGAAGAGAUGAGUUUUUUAGGCUUGAGGUCGGAGAACGCUUUAGACCAAUGUGUGGUUAUGACCCACAGAUGUUACAAAUGCUGAAAGAAGAACAUCAAAUAAUAUUAGAAAACCAAAGAAAAAUUGGUCUUUAUGUCCAAGAAAAAAGGGAUGGUUUGAAAAGAAAGCAGCAACUGGAAGAAGAACUGUUGCGAACAAAAAUCAAAGUAGAGAAGCUGAAGGCAAUAAGACUACGUCGUGAUCUGCCAGAAUACAGCAAUAUCUAAAUAUUUUAUUAUUUCUGUUGUAUUCUUUGAAAUACUUAAUAAUACAUGCUUUUGCCCUGGCAAAAUUGUUCCUUAUGUUAAGAUGGAUGGAUCAAAAUCUGGGCUUGAGAGACGAAAGCGUAUUUUCCGUGUUGUUGUCUAUGUACCUUAGAAAAAUACCUUGUAUGGGUUUGAAUGCACCAACUCCUCUGAAGUAUAAUCAAAUCCUGUAUAUUUAAGUGUUUAGGGUGAUAAAAAUCCAAACUUUUAAAAUGUUUCCACAUAUCUCUAUGAGGGUUGUGAUGAGCUAAUGGAAAUUUAGCUCAGAUCUUUUAAAAAAAAUUGAUCAUAUGCAUUAUUUUUUCAAAUAAUCACCUAUUCUUUAAUAUCUUAAUGAAGUUACAGGUGAAUAAAUACAUAUAAAAAAAGAGGAAUAAGAGGCUAUGUUUAAAUGUCUUACUCUUUUCAAGUUGGUAAAUCUUAGUGACAGUGGUGAGAUUUUGCUGAUAUAUCAGCUUGGAAAACAAAAUUACUGGAUUGUUAUAUUUUUUUAAUGUUCAGUAGACAGUUGAAUAAAUGUACAUCUUUUUAAAAGUUAAUACUUCUUAUUGUUUCCAGUGGAGGAGUGUUUCCAUAGGACGUUAUCAACGUAGAGACAAUGAAUGCAACGCUUGGUUUUUAAAACUGCAUGCAUGUGUAAUUUGUGUGUACAGUUACCAUGAUCGUAUAUUCAGUUAUAGUAAUUAUACUGGUGAUCAACCACAAAAAUGUCUAAUUUCUUCAUUUGCAUGCAUAAUUACUACAGUGCAUGUGCAACCAAGACAGUUGCAGGUGCCUUUGAUCGAUAUCACUAUGACUAUAAGCUACUGAAAUGAAAUAGUUUCUGUAUGUAAGUAACAUGUGACUUGAAAUCUACAGAAGAUUCUUUGUUAUUCUGGGUACCUUUUAUAAAUGCUGUUGUUCUGGUCUUUUGAUUAGUUUCAAAUAAAAAGCCCCAAAUGAAAAA
Molecule: messenger RNA, 2717 nt
Organism: Grus americana (Whooping crane)
Lineage: Eukaryota; Metazoa; Chordata; Aves; Gruiformes; Gruidae
Gene: FSBP
Product: fibrinogen silencer binding protein
Exons: 2
Coding region: 836-1732 (298 amino acids)
Source: RefSeq, a predicted model, not a curated record